This is a messenger RNA of Acanthaster planci (crown-of-thorns starfish), 962 nucleotides long. Its product is annotated as BRISC complex subunit Abraxas 2-like. The record is from RefSeq and is a predicted model, not a curated record. Lineage: Eukaryota; Metazoa; Echinodermata; Asteroidea; Valvatida; Acanthasteridae. Gene Ontology annotation, cellular component: nucleus. Gene Ontology annotation, molecular function: microtubule binding; polyubiquitin modification-dependent protein binding. Gene Ontology annotation, biological process: attachment of spindle microtubules to kinetochore; mitotic spindle assembly; protein K63-linked deubiquitination.
GUGGCAGAUAUUUUCUAGUUCAACAUGGCGAGUUGCAGCAACUUGACCGUCAACGUUAGCGGCUGUGUUUGGAGUUCACUGUUCCUCGACCAUGCCAGCAGCAUGGGUGACCAGGAAGGUUUCCUGUUUGGGGAGAUCAGGAGGCAGACAAAUGAAGACAUCAGCGACUCACAAAUUACACGAAAGACAGAACAAAUAUCAGUCAACAUUUUCUCACACUACGCAUGUGAUGAGCCAUUCAGUUUCUAUGAUCGUAAGGGCCACACCGACCAAGUCAAACUGCUGUCAAUGUUGAAAGACAAUUACAAGCACACAAUUGGCUGGUAUCGCUUCCGACGUAACACUCUUCUGGAGCCGUCCAUGCGGGAGAGCACCUUGCACCGAGAACUCUUAAAGCUCUUCCACGUAGACACCCCUGACCUCUUCCUCCUCGGUCUCUUCACCUCAGGAAUGGCUUGGAAUCAGGCCACACACUUCUUCAACCACCAACUACUUACGCUUGGGGACAGGGGUCUCACACCGUUAGGGGUGAAUAUCAUCAACCUUGGUGAUACCAGCCAUUCAGAGUACAGGGAGACUGUGAGUGCAGGGACAGUGGCCACCGUCACAGGCACCUACUCGGGUAUACUCAACAAUUUCAGGGACCGCACGGCCGACAGUCUCAAUGGUGUGCGCGUCAUCCGAGAAAUCAGCGACACGGUCUACUCCAAAAUGCAGACUCUAAAAAACAAGCUUGGUGCAAGUGAAAAAAUGCUGCAAGCAGAAAUAGAACAGGUCAGGGAACUGCAGAGGGAGAAGAAAGAACCGUGAACGGAGGGAGGAUCAGCAGAGGAUGGAACAGCAGGCCAGAUUGGCUGCCGCAAGAUCAGAAACUGAUUCUCCAGUGCUCCCCAGAGCUGUGGUGCACCACCCAAAACCCCCCACCCAGCAGAAAGAGCCCCUCAAGCCGACCCUGGCGGCAA